This is a messenger RNA of Pocillopora meandrina, 1431 nucleotides long. The record is from the annotation of a GenBank genome assembly. NCBI's taxonomy places the organism in Eukaryota, Metazoa, Cnidaria, Anthozoa, Scleractinia, Pocilloporidae.
ACAGAUGUUAAUGAAUGUGCGAGUCCAGACACAAACGGAUGUGAUCGUAAUGCUCUGUGCACCAACAUUGAAGGAUCUUAUAUCUGUCGCUGUCUCAAGGGAUAUCAAGGAAAUGGCCGCUUUUGCGCAGGUAAGGACAUUCACUAACCUUAAAUUCAACACAUAGGAUUAUCAAAGGUUCUUUUUAUAAUGAUUCAGUCAGGGAAUUGAAAUUCUCUGUUCCUCUGAUUAUUAACCAAAAGAUGCCGUUGAAUGUUCAAGUCCUGAACACGAUUGUCACUCCGACGCUAUUUGUAACAACACUGAAGGCUCCUAUGUCUGUCGCUGUUUAAAAGGGUUUACUGGCGACGGUAAAGACUGAACUGAACUGGUUGGUUAUGAUAUAAAUAUUACUGUGUUAUUAAAUUUUAAAAAGAAAGCACCACAUGAAGAUCUUCUGACAGAGGCCAAAGGAGUUUUCUAUCCGGCGACUUGAAAAAAAAAAUUGGAACGAUUGAACAUGCCUUAUUUUUAUCUUGAUUUAUCAUGUUUCUUUGAUGUGCUUAUCAUUAGAAUACACUGUUUGGAAAAGAUUAAGAACUUAUUAAUUUGACGAAAGACUAAGCUAGUUAAAUCAGUCUACCAAUCGUUCAUUUACCCACGUACCGUCUGGCGAGCUGGAAAGCUCGAUCAAAAUACAUACGUUUCCAAUGAAAUAUAUAGUUACGCCACCCUUUCAAGAUAUAACUUGCAGAUACUGACAAGUGUGCAAGCUCUGAAUCUAAUGAAUGUGAUUGCCCAUCAGAUUAUGUACUGAAAUUUUUUUUUGUUUUGUCCAUUCACAUAAAAGCAUCAAGUUUUAAUUUUUUGUAUUUACCGUUACAGGAUACGAUGAAUGCGAGAAAUCUGAAACAAACAUUUGCCAUUUGAACGCCCGAUGUAUUGAUACGGAGAGCUCUUACGUUUGCCGCUGUUUAAGAGGUUAUACGGGAGAUGGCACGAAUUGUACAGGUACAAUGCAAAUCACUGGCUCAGUGUUAUUUAUGCUGAUAUGUAAUGUAUAGGGGAACUGGGGGAACUGAUGCAAGUUAAUGGAGCUUGUUGAUGUAGAAAAGUAACUAUUUGCAGUGGGAUGCUUAUUACGUUUACUGGUAAGUCUAGGAGGGGGUUACCUCAAGGCGUUUAAAACUGUUUGCCAAACAUGAGACAUUCUCUGAUCAGUUUAAGCUACGAUGUAGUUUUAGGUUAUCGUAAUAUAACAUAAAAAUUAAAGUAAUCUUCGCUGGUGAUGUUGUAGAUGUUGAUGAAUGUGCGAAUGUUGAAACCAACGAGUGUGACUCCAACGCUCUGUGUACGAACACUGAAGGAUCCUACGUCUGUCGCUGCUUCAAAGGAUAUGAAGGGGACGGCAGGAAUUGCACAGGUACUGGUAACAAAUUCAGUUGUUUUUAA